AGCACCGCCCGCACCCGCGCCGGGCCCCGCAGCGCCGCCGGGCGCCGGAGGACGCGGGGCAUACAGGAAAUAUCAAAAUAAAGCAGAUGUUGUGUCCUGUACUGUUAUCUCAAGGUUUUGCAAGUCAUUCUGUUACAUGCUUCUUGGCAGCAGGAAUGUAAACUAAUUCUUUCAGCACUGAACUAGAACCUUGACAAGGUUAAAAUUACAGAUUCAAAAUUGCAUAAACAUGGGUGCAUUUUUGGAUAAACCAAAAACUGAAAAACAUAAUGCUCAUGGUGCRGGGAAUGGCUUGCGUUAUGGCCUCAGCAGCAUGCAGGGGUGGAGAGUGGAAAUGGAAGAUGCUCACACAGCUGUUGUAGGUAUUCCCCAUGGCUUAGAGGACUGGUCCUUUUUUGCUGUCUAUGAUGGUCAUGCAGGAUCUCGUGUUGCAAAUUACUGCUCCUCGCACUUAUUAGAACACAUCACUAACAAUGAAGACUUUAGGGCGACAGAAAAACCUGGAUCUGCUCUUGAACCUUCAGUGGAAAAUGUCAAGAGUGGAAUCAGAACUGGCUUUUUGAAAAUUGAUGAGUAUAUGCGCAAUUUCUCAGACCUCAGAAAUGGCAUGGACAGAAGUGGCUCAACAGCAGUGGGAGUUAUGAUUUCACCUGAGCAUGUAUACUUUAUCAACUGUGGUGAUUCACGUGCUGUUCUCUAUAGGAAUGGACAAGUCUGUUUUUCAACACAGGAUCACAAACCUUGCAACCCAAGGGAGAAAGAGCGAAUCCAGAAUGCAGGAGGCAGUGUCAUGAUUCAGCGUGUUAAUGGUUCAUUGGCGGUUUCUCGAGCUCUGGGGGACUAUGACUACAAAUGUGUUGAUGGUAAAGGCCCUACAGAACAACUUGUUUCUCCAGAGCCUGAGGUGUGUGAAAUUUUAAGGGCAGAAGAAGAUGAGUUUAUCAUCCUGGCUUGUGAUGGAAUCUGGGAUGUAAUGAGCAAUGAAGAGCUCUGUGAAUUUGUAAAGUCUAGACUUGAAGURUCAGAUGACCUGGAAAAAGUGUGCAAUUGGGUAGUGGACACUUGUUUACAUAAGGGGAGUCGUGAUAACAUGAGUAUUGUAUUAGUUUGUUUUUCAAAUGCUCCUAAGGUCUCAGAGGAGGCAGUGAAAAAAGAUGCUGAGUUGGAUAAAUACUUGGAAUCACGGGUUGAAGAAAUUAUGGAAAAAUCGGGUGAAGAAGGAAUGCCUGAUCUUGCUCAUGUUAUUCGUAUUUUAACUGCAGAGAAUAUCCCUAAUUUACCACCAGGAGGUGGUUUAGCUGGCAAGCGUAAUAUUAUUGAAGCUGUGUAUAGUAGGCUGAAUCCACACAGAGACAAUGAGGGGUUUCAGGUCUUUAUGUGGUGAUCUUGUAGCCUUCAGAACUGGAUACUUUAGUUUCCAGAGAGAUUAAAAGGGAAGGAAAUUGUUCAGUUACUCAACUCUUCAGAAUGUCUACACGCAGUGAUAUUGUUGCUACACAUCUCACAUUUAAACAGGAAGCAAAGGUAGGAAGGAAACAUACAGUACAUUUGAUGAUGACGUUGCCAAGUGAGACCAAAAUCUAGCCAAUGAUGCUCCUGUUUAAACUAGUAUGAAGCAAGAACAGAUGUUCCUAUGGAAAAUGAGGAGCUAGAGACAUGGAUGCCGAGUCUGCAGUGCACAAAGGUGCACUUGACUUGCACUUGAGAAUGCUUCACCUUGUUUAGUUAACAGUGUACAUGUGUCUGCUGAGAGUGUUGUGCAGAAUACCUCUGUUACUGACUGGAAAGUGUGCCUGUGGCAGUCAUCUUCCAUCUUACAGUUGUAUAUAAGGCUAGAGCCAUUUUUAUCUUGGCAAAAUAAUAAUGCCAUUAGUUGCUAAAUUAUUAGUACAAAGGAGUAAAAAAACCCUCCAGACUACAAAAACAGCAAUCAGAUUAACUUUUGCAAUUGAGAAUAUGACUUCCUUCUAAAGAAUAUGCUUUUUAGCUUUUAACAAUUUAAAAAUASUUACUCUGAGUUCCUGUGAAGUGGAUCAUAAUAGCUUUGCAAGUUAGUUCUUAGAAAGUAUAUAAACUAAAACCAUGGUUGUAUCUCUUUCUAGGUUAGCUUUGUUUUACUCAGCACUGUAAACAUUUCAGGUAGUGUUGUGCUUAGAUUUUUUUAAAUUUUUUUUUAUUCUUUACAUGUGUAUUAUCUGAGAAUCCUUAACAUAGAGCCUAAAUAAGGAGAUGUCGUGCAGAGCAAGAGUCUAAGAAAUGAAAGAAUCCUUACUACUGCAGUAUUCGGAGAUCACUAGUCUGGUUUGUGGAUAUAGCAGUCUAAGUUUUUUCUGCUAGGAAUCUCAGCAGAUUACAAGUAUUUUAUAAAUCCAGGGCCAAAGAGAGCCCUGCACUGCGGUCACAACGAACAACUUUACCAGUGUUUGAGAUUUCUGCUAUAAAUGUGGUGGCUUGUGCCUUUACAAACAGGAGUGAAAGCACAGAAAUCUCUUAUGUGUUGGGCCCUGAUGUUUUCAGAUCUUUAAAGGGAAUUUGAAAGAAUGUAUUUAUAGCUAAAUAAUUGUUACACUGUGAUGUUACAAUACUGCUGAAGAGUUGUACUACUUACUGUGUUAAAGCACUGCUCCUUCUCUAUGACUCUACUUCUCUGACUUUUAAAAUUUUGAUGUGUUCCUAAGACUGAGAGACUACUACCCAAUUAGACUACUUCACUAUAUGUAUGUAUCCUUAAACACAAGGAACAAUGUGAAAAUUAGUGGCUCUGUUAAUAGUUCCAGUGGCGUUUGUUUAAAGCUGCCUUUGAGCAUCUUAUUUGAAAUCAAUCAUAUUUCUCUUUUGCUUUUAUAAUACAUUCUGGCAGUUAGCUGAACCAAAUAAUAUGUCAUUAAGGGCUGCUACACAUAAUUUAAAAGAUGUAAAUGGACACAACUCAUACACCCUUCUCACAAUAUUGUAAAUCCUGACUUUAAUAUGUAGCAGCCCUUUUCAUACACUUAGUUUAAUAGCACAAAACUUGUGUAAAAAUUGUGAAUGCUCAUGUUGAAUAUAGGUAGCACAACCUUAUUCUUGUUUUUAUGGUCAGUAGCACUUACGUUGAAUUGAAAUGUGAAAGAAGACAAAUCCUACCUUGCACAAUAACCACAGUUUUCAAGGACCUGUUCUAGCCACACAUCUUGAGUGAGAAAUCUCUGUCUAUAUGAAGAAGCAGUUGGUGUCCUACUGUCUGUGGGGUUUCUUGUCUAUUAGCACGGAGAGGCACAGGGGAAGCACAAAAUAGCCGAUAAAAUAGGGUGCGACACAAAGCAGGAUGUGAGUUUGAAUAUCAAAUACUAACAGCACUGCUCAUUCAGCUCCUACCAGCAUUUGRAUUGCUUAGUAGUCUCAGGGCUGCUAUUAUAUUGCUUAUUGCUUUUACUCUUCACUGUUGCAUGCAGCAAAAUUAUUCUCUGCCAA
Molecule: messenger RNA, 3453 nt
Organism: Malurus melanocephalus (red-backed fairy wren)
Lineage: Eukaryota; Metazoa; Chordata; Aves; Passeriformes; Maluridae
Gene: PPM1B
Product: protein phosphatase, Mg2+/Mn2+ dependent 1B
Exons: 7
Coding region: 230-1384 (384 amino acids)
Biological process (GO): protein dephosphorylation; positive regulation of canonical Wnt signaling pathway; negative regulation of canonical NF-kappaB signal transduction
Cellular component (GO): nucleus; cytosol
Molecular function (GO): manganese ion binding; protein serine/threonine phosphatase activity; magnesium ion binding
Source: RefSeq, a predicted model, not a curated record